Molecule: messenger RNA, 594 nt
Organism: Peromyscus maniculatus bairdii (prairie deer mouse)
Lineage: Eukaryota; Metazoa; Chordata; Mammalia; Rodentia; Cricetidae
Source: RefSeq, a predicted model, not a curated record
CACAGAAACCUGCAUAUUCUGAUUGGACUGUCAGUGACCAUGAUCCUUGCCUUCCUCAUCAUCCUCCUUUAUUCUUGGUGCUCUGCCAAAAAGAGUAAGUCUCUGGACCAAGCCAGUGAAUGUCAUCUGAGUAGUGUGAGAAAACAAGACCAGAGAAGUAGAGCCAUUAUGGGUCAAGACUCUGAAGUAAGAGCAACACUGAACAGACAGGACCCUGAAAGAGAAGAAGUGCAGGAGGUGACAUACUUAACAUUUGAUCAGAUGAUCUUCAAACAAAAAUUGACCACUCCUGAUUCCCAGAUUCCCAAGGAAUUUUCCACAGAUCCCAGUUUAUACAUGGAAGUCAGGAAAUGUUAAACUGAGAUGAAAGAUGGUCAUCCCAUGAAUUCUCAAAGAAAGUUCUGAGGAAGACCACAGUCCCUUCUCCAGUAAAGACCAAUAGAUGCAGUGAAACAAGAGCUGGAAUGUGAAGACAGAGGCUUCUAACUUAGGGACCAUGCUUCAUCAUUGUAAUAUGGUUCUGAAAGUGGCUUUCCUUUACUUACAAAGGUUAUGGUCCUUGCAACCCACUCAACAGAAAUGAAACUCUUUUCC